AUGGAACGAGCUGGGCCCCCCUACUGGCCUGGCUUUGGGUCCCUCUGUGUCCUGCUCAGUGCAGGGGCUGCCUGGGCAACUCCUGCACCCCAGUGGGAACUGAAGCAUGAGCCAGGGCUAGAAGGCCCCUUGUUUGAGAGCAAAGUCACCCUUUUGUUGGCUGAAGAGAAAGAAAAGCCCAUAUGCUUCACCCAGAGAUUGGAGGAUCUAGUCUGCUUCUGGGAAGAGAUGGCCAGCUUGGGCUCCAAGAACUACAGCUUCUACUACCAGUUAGAUGAGGACCUAUGGAAGCUCUGCAUGCUGCAGGUGGUCUGGACGGGAAGGGGCACCAUUCGCUACACCUGUACGUUCCCCCUGUCUGAUGCCUCCAGCUUCAUCCCAGUAGAGCUGAAGGUCAUAGCCAUCCCCCCUGACAUGGACCUCCACCGGACCCUCUAUAUCAAUGAAGUAGUGUUUCUGGACCCACCCUCCGGCUUAACAGUGCAGCAGAUGGAGACACCCAGCCACGUGGCCCUUCGCUGGCUCCCCCCGCCAAUGGCCCAGGUGACCAAGGACAUCCGCUACGAGGUCAAAUACUCAGAAGCAGAGGGUACCUGGGAGAAGAGGAUGGACAUCCAAGAAGGCAGGACAGAGUGCGUCAUUGCCAACCUCCGUGGGCACACUCGCUAUGUCUUUACUGUUAGGGCAAAGAUGGCAGAGCCCAGCUACAGCGGCUAUUGGAGCUCUUGGUCCCAGCCCGUCACCAUGCUUAUCACUGUCGAUCCAGACCCUUUGCUUGUGGGCCUGUCCGUGCUCCUCACCUGUAUCCUGCUCUUGCUAGUUAUCCUGGUCCUCCUCAGGCAACGCAGGUUUCUGAAAGAGAUGUUUUGGCCAGGCAUCCCCAGUCCAGAGCAUGGGUUCAAGGGCCUCUUCACCAUCCACAGAGGCAACUUUGAGCUGUGGCUGGGACAGAGCAACGCCUGCUUGUGGUGGGGGCCGCUUGGCGCUUACCCGGAGGAGCCACCAGCCAGGCUAGAAGUACUCUCUGAGCGCUGCUGGGUGGCCCCUGCUGCGGCCCGGGAGGAGGAGCCCCUGCUGGUACCAGAGGGAGGCCGGCUGGCCCAGGGAGCCAAGGAUGACUACCUCGUGCUGGACGCACAGCUGCUGCCCCACAGGCCAGUUGCUGAGCCCCUAGGGUCGGGCUCCUUCAGCCUUCAGGGCUUGGGCAGCAGCACAAGCAGGGCCCUGGGGGCUGAGAGGGACUCAGCCAUGGAAACGGAUGCCAAGUCUGGUUCCUUUUCCACAGCCUCAAUCUCAGCCCUAGAGACUGAGCAUGAGGAACGGGGGCUGGCCUCCAACUUUGAGUACACUAUCCUGGAUCCCAGUUCUCGACUGCUCUGUCCUCGAGCCUCCCCACCCUUCCCACCCCCCAGACCCCCCGACCUUAAAUACCUCUAUCUUGUGGUCUCAGACUCUGGGAUUUCAGCCGACUACAGCUCUGGGGACUCCCAGGGGGCCCUGGGCAGCUCACCUGAUGGCCCCUACACCAACCUCUAUGAGAACAGCCUUCUCCAGCCUAGCCCAGAACCUCUGCCCCCGAGCUAUGUGGCCUGCUCCUAGUGGGUAGCCUCAGGACCACAAGGGCCUCCCCUAGGAACAGCUGCAGGA
Molecule: messenger RNA, 1647 nt
Organism: Gracilinanus agilis (Agile Gracile Mouse Opossum)
Lineage: Eukaryota; Metazoa; Chordata; Mammalia; Didelphimorphia; Didelphidae
Gene: EPOR
Product: erythropoietin receptor
Exons: 8
Coding region: 1-1599 (532 amino acids)
Biological process (GO): cytokine-mediated signaling pathway; hemopoiesis; positive regulation of cell population proliferation
Cellular component (GO): membrane; external side of plasma membrane
Molecular function (GO): protein binding; erythropoietin receptor activity
Source: RefSeq, a predicted model, not a curated record